AUGGCCGCCGCCGCCGCCGCAGCCGCCGCGCGGAGGCUCCUCUCCCGCCGCGCCUCCUCGUCCUCCCUCUCCGCGCUCCUCCGACGCGGCGCUGCUGCAGAGCAGUCGCUGCUGCUGCGCCCGGCCGUCGUCGCGGCGGCCUCUCGCUUCGGCUUCACGCGCGGGAUGGCGCGGCGGCCGGGCGGGGACGGCUACGGCCCUACGCGGCCCGGCGCGGGCGGGGACCGCGCGCCCUCGGAGAUGGCGCCGCUGUUCCCUGGGUGCGACUACGAGCACUGGCUCAUCGUGAUGGACAAGCCCGGCGGGGAGGGCGCCACCAAGCAGCAGAUGAUCGACUGCUACAUCCAGACCCUCGCCAAGGUCCUCGGAAGCGAGGAGGAGGCGAAGAAAAAGAUCUACAACGUCUCGUGCGAGCGCUACUUCGGGUUUGGGUGCGAGAUCGAUGAAGAGACAUCUAAUAAGCUCGAGGGGCUCCCUGGUGUUCUCUUUGUGCUCCCGGAUUCGUAUGUUGAUCCUGAGUACAAGGACUAUGGAGCUGAACUCUUUGUCAACGGUGAGAUUGUUCACAGGCCUCCUGAGAGGCAGAGAAGGGUCGAGCCGGUGCCACAGAGGUCAGCAGAUAGGCCCAGGUACAAUGACAGGACGCGCUACGCACGCAGGAGGGAGAACCAGCGAUGA
Molecule: messenger RNA, 678 nt
Organism: Miscanthus lutarioriparius
Lineage: Eukaryota; Viridiplantae; Streptophyta; Magnoliopsida; Poales; Poaceae
Source: the annotation of a GenBank genome assembly